Ruditapes philippinarum (Manila clam) is the source of this 4611-nucleotide messenger RNA. RefSeq lists its product as uncharacterized. Bases 1 to 4611 code for a protein of 1536 amino acids. NCBI's taxonomy places the organism in Eukaryota, Metazoa, Mollusca, Bivalvia, Venerida, Veneridae. The transcript has a single exon. The record is from RefSeq and is a predicted model, not a curated record.
AUGGAAAAACGUGGCUAUAAAAGAAAAUACCUAGAAAAUAUAGUUGAAGAGAGACUGAAGAAAAUUAGAAAUGAAUUGUUUGUGAUAGAUACUGCCAAUGAUUCAGAUGAUUCUGAUGCGAAAGAAGAUAAUGGAGAAAAAGUUGAAGAUAACUUCAAUGAUCAGCAUGAUGUAAUUGAUAGUGUUUCUGAAUUACUUGACUAUGAAGAUAGUAGCAUUAAUGAAAGUGACACUGACUAUACUGCAUGUGAUGAAGAUGCUGAUGAAGGUAGUGGUGAAACUGUUGAUAAUGAAGAAGCUGGUGAAAGAAUCAGUUCUACAUUAAAUGUUGUAGUAAAGAAAGAACCAACUGAAAUUACAGUUGUUCAAAGACCAAUUUUAGGUACAGGUGAACACAUGUACUGUCCAAUAGUUAUUACUGAUGAUGAUAUUGAUCUAAACAUAGAGGAACAUGGUUUAGAAAUGCUGCCUAUUCAAUACCAACCUCCUGAGGUAGUUAACCUUGAUUCUAGUGACGAUGAGGUGUCAGUCAUAUGUGUUGAACAUGAAUCUGAAGAAAGACCUAAAGUUCUGAAACCUGACCAGACUGAUGAAAAAAAUUGUAAAGUUGAUGACAAUCUUCAUGAUAAUGGAGAACAACAUUUGAACUGUCAAAAACCUUUUAGUUUAGAUGCAGAAGCAGUGAAUCAACAUCAAACCAUUGACAAUGAAAAUGGAAGCCAGCAAAACCAAAAAGACUAUACCAAAAAUGUUUCUGUUGAUAAAAUGAAAAAUACUUUUGAUAACUUGUAUAAAGAGUUGACAAUUCCACAGGCAUUGUCAGUAUUAAGUUGUGCAAGUAACAUGCAAGAUGAUGAUUUUGGACUGAUUGAAUCAGAAACUAUAGAAAAAACAAAGAAACUGCCACCACCUGAUUAUUUAGGAAUUGUCAAACGUAAAUUUGAUUCUAACAAGGGAUAUAAUGGUAAGAAUGGAGGGAAAGAACUUGACGCUCAAAGUAAAGACUGUCCAAAUGUUUUGGAUGAAGUACAGGUUUCCAAAAGGCCCAGGAAAUCCUCCUCUAGUCAGGUAGAUUCAAUAAAGGACAACAACAUAAACCUUAGUAUGUGUUAUGUAAAUCAAUAUAGCGAUGGAAUAGAAACUACAACAUUGCAUAAUGCAGGUGACAUAGAAGGUAAAUAUGGAUGUGUACGGAACAAUGAUGAUAUGAGACGAAAUGAUACAGAGUAUGCAUUGGAUGAAGAUGAAAAUAGACCAGGUACUCCUAGUUAUAUUUUGAAUGAAGAUAAUGAAGGACAAAGGAAGUCUAAUAGUUCUCUGACUGUAAAUGACAAAGGACAUGAUAAUACAGAUAGUGCUCAAAAGGAAGAUAAAUUAGAGCUAGAUAAGUCUGGAUAUGUUACAAAGAAAGACGGAAAAGAACAAGACAUAUCUGAAUGUGAACCAAAUGAAAAAGGAAAAGAACAAGAUAAAGCUGAAUGUGUAUCAAAAGAAAGUGACAAAGAACAUGAUGAAUCUGAAUGUGUACCAAAAAAAAGUGAUGAAGAACAUGAUGAUUCUGAAUGUGUACCAAAAGAAAGUGAUGAAGAACAUGAUGAUUCUGAAUGUGUACCAAAAGAAAGUGAUGAAGAACAUGAUGAUUCUGAAUGUGUACCAAAAGAAAGUGAUGAAGAACAUGAUGAAUCUGAAUGUGUACCAAAAGAAAUUAAAAAAGAACAAGAUAAAGCUGAAUGUGUUUCAAAUGAAAUAGGAAAUGAAUCUGAAUGUGAUUCUCAUGAAGAUAACAUUGUACAAAGUAAGCAUGAAUGUGCUCUGAUUGAAGGUGAUAAAGAACAGGAUAAUUAUGGAUGUGCUCUGAAUGAUGAUAUCGAAGUGAAAAAAGGAGUAUAUAGCAGUGAAGGAUCUAAACUUGUUUCUGAAAUCAAUAACUCACCACAAGAUUCACACAAUAUGAGUCCUGGUACAAAUAAGGAUAUUGAUCAUGUUACUAAUAUACUCAAUAAAGUAGAAGGUGAAACUUUCAAGUACCAGGAUGAGACCUACUUAGUCAUAAGUUCAUCUGAAAGUGAUAUUGAAGAAUUUAAUAAUUUCUCAGAUAGGAACAAAGUCAAGAAAUUGUACAAAACAGAUAAGAUCCAAGUGCUUAAUGGGUACCAAUUAGAAAGAAUGGAACCAUCAGUUAGUGAUCAAGAAAGUGACACUGUAUCUCAGAGUGGUAGCUCCUGCACAUCAAGUGAUGCAACUAUUGAUAAUUCAGUAAUAGAAAUAGGUGAAGAUUCCUGGUCAGAGUCUGAAGCUGAAGAAGAGUUUGGAUCUAGUCCCAGGGAAACUUGCAUGGCAACCAAGGAUACUCAUAUUGAAGAAGAUAUGACUUUAGACAAAAGUAAGGCAUUUUCUUACGAUAAUGGGGGUCAUUUAAAGAAGAAAAGGGAAAAUGAGACAUUGGAAAUCUCAAAAUUGGGUAAGUCAGACAAUGAAACUGCAGAUGUUGUAACUAAUGGUGACAAAAAGACACAGAAAAACAUCAAAAAGUCUUUUGAAAAUGUUUAUGAGCAAAACUACAAUCCAUGGAAGAAUGGGAAACAUGCUGACAAUAUUGAUGAUAGUGAAGAUAGGGCAUCAACUAAUUCAGAUAACAAUGAUAGUUAUCCAUUUCCUGAAAAUAAAAAUGUUGGAAUAUUUAAUGCUGGUAUAGAAGCUGAAGUCACAAAGACAAAGCCUCAAAAUUUUAAUAACAUAAAGAAAGGAUAUAAUGAGGAAAGAACAUGUAUCAAAACAAAAGAAAGUUUAUACAGGAACUACAGUGCUAGUACAAAAACUGAAUUAAGAACUAAGGACAUUUUAGAAGUAGCAAGUGAAGAUAUCCUGGAAGUUGACCCAUUUGAUGAAAUUGACAGAGCAUUUGAUAGUCCAUUUAAGAACCAAAAUAGUGAUAGUAACAAAGAUAAAACAACCACAAUCAGACUUCCUUCUGUCAGAAAUUUGAGGCCAGAUGAAAGGAUAAGAACCAGAUAUUCUAGCUCAUCGAGGUGUUACUCCCCUAUUAGGUACAACAAGACAAGAUCAAGAUCAUUGGAUGAACUAGAUGACUACAUUUACUCCAGAAGGUUUGAUGUUACUGAAUCAGAAGGCCACUGGUAUGAGAAAUAUAAACAAUAUGACAAGAGCAUUAAUAAUCUUUACAAUGUCAAUGAAGAACAAAGAAGACCUAGUGUAUGGGAAAGACUUAAUUCAGGUAGAAAUUAUACUUUAGCUGUAACAGUUCAGCCACUUGAGUCUGAGUCAAAAAAGAUGAGGACCGCUGAGGAUCAUAUUUCACCUGAAAUGACACCAGUUAAACGCAUAGUGGUUGUGAAACCUAAAGGUGUAAAUGAAAGUAAGAGAUAUGACAUGGAAAACAGGAAACUAGAUUCUGGAGAUUAUGAUGAUGUGCAGGCGCCUACAGAUUCAUUGCACCCUAUACCAGUUGUAAAGACGGUUAAGCAAAAAACUGUUCAAGAAGGAUUUUCAAAUAGAAAGAAAUCAUCAUCUCCAUCUUGCAUUGCUCCUUUAAAGGAAGUGCAGUUGUCAAACAGUAAUUUGGAGUUACCCAAGACAUUAUGGCCUGGCAAUCUGAACAAUAAUACUUACAGACAGAAAAGAAUAGAAAUUCAACAAAAUAAAACACAGACAUUUGAUUGGCUAAAUUUUGGAGAAGUGCCACUCAGGAAUUCAGAUGAUUUAUCAGAACCAACAGCAAAUCUGGCUCAGUCUCGUUCUGAAAUUUAUUCUUUCAGUCAUGAUCCUUUUGAGACAUCAACUGAUGUUGGUGAAAAGCAAAAAUAUGUUUCCAAAACUGAUGAACAGCCUGUGAUUCUUACUAGAGAGAGCCAUGAAGCAAUCAGAGAUUCAAACUUUGAUUCUGAAGAUGCUUGUUCAUCUGUAGAUGGUGAAUUUACACCUUGUAAAGUACCAUUGAAUAUGAAAAUUAAGUUGAGAAGGUUUUUAAGGUGUGAUGAGUGUGGCCAUGAGUGUAGGAGGAGGAAAUCUAUGGUGAGACAUUUUAAAAAUACAAUUCACAAAAGUGCCAGCCUCUAUGAGUUGAAUGAUGUGAAUGCCUUUGAAAAACAGGAGAAUUUUGUUGUCAAUAAGAUACGUCCUUUUGAUGAAUUAGUACACAUUUGUCCUUUACCAGGAUGUGAGUCUGUGUUUCUCUGUAGAGCAGAUUGUGUUUAUCAUUACCAGAGACAUCAUAUGAUGACGGACCAAGUUUAUUGUACUGCAAGCAUUCAGAAGGAAGAGCUAUGCCGUUUUAGAUGUUUUUAUUCCAUGUUGGAAUGUAAUGUCUGUGGGAAAAUGUUUGCAGACGGCAUAAACCUUGAUCAUCAUAGCCAGAAUAGCUUGCAUCAGUUGUUUCACAAGUAUGAAGGAACGUUUAGAAUUUUCGUCUGCCACGGUUGUCAUGAAUAUUUCACAAGCUUUAUUUCUGCUGUUGAUCAUAAAUGCAUGAAGAAAAAUCCCACCUACAUAGCACUGCGUCUGCUUCAUGUCUCUAAACAAAGCAAAGAAAUAUGGGUCAAAGUUGCCAAAAAGUGGACCAAAGUCAGUUGUAAGUCAGAUACAGUUUCUUGA